Molecule: messenger RNA, 1557 nt
Organism: Plasmodium gonderi
Lineage: Eukaryota; Apicomplexa; Aconoidasida; Haemosporida; Plasmodiidae
Product: exosome complex component RRP45
Exons: 1
Coding region: 1-1557 (518 amino acids)
Biological process (GO): nuclear polyadenylation-dependent mRNA catabolic process; U1 snRNA 3'-end processing; nuclear polyadenylation-dependent rRNA catabolic process
Cellular component (GO): cytoplasmic exosome (RNase complex); nuclear exosome (RNase complex)
Source: RefSeq, a predicted model, not a curated record
AUGAAGAGCUGCAAAAACAACUCUAACUUCUUUUGGUGCAACUUAAAAAAGAACUUACGGUUAGAUGGGCGUAAUUUUGAGGACUCUAGAAACAUUUCCAUAUAUUUUUUAGGAGAGUAUGGAAAUGUCGAAAUAUGCAUUGGGCAUACGAAAGUUAUAUGUAGAAUAACAAGUGAAAUUGUGAAACCUUUUGAUAAAAGACCAAAUGAAGGGAUCAUAAAAGUUAACCUAGAUAUAGAUAGUUUUACAAAUGUAAAUGAUAAUUCCAAAACAAGUGAUGAAUGUUUGGAAAUUAAAAAUUUAAUUGAAAGGAUUUUAAAAGCAAGUAAUCUUUUAAAUUUCGAAUCUUUGUGUAUUAUACCCCAUAAGAAAGUAUGGUGUCUGAUAAUUAAUAUUGUUGUUAUUGAAAAUGAUGGUAAUUUAUAUGACUCAUGUUAUUUAUCUGCUUAUAGUGCAUUAGUACAUUUUCGAAAUAAUGAAGUGACAGUUGAAAAUUCAGGAAAUAUUAUUGUUGAAGAGGGGGAAACGAAUUAUACUCCCUUGUCAAUUCAUAAUACACCAAUUUUAACAACUUUUGCAUAUUUCAAUUGUGAAGAUGUGUGUUUGAUCGAUCCAUCUAUACAGGAAGAAGAAUUCAUGUCUUCGAAGUUAUCCGUAGCACUUAAUAAGAAUGGGAAACUAAUUAGCAUUUUGAAACCUGGCGGGUUUCCAAUAUCCUAUGAAAGAAUAAUUGAAGCCAUUGAACUGGCAAAAAAAAGAGUGAAAAGUAUUUUAAAAAUUUUACAAGAUGCAUUAGAAGAGGACAAAAAUUUAAGAAAUGGUUUAAAAAAAAAAAAUUUACAUAUAAAAUACUCUUCCAAUCCAGUUCAUAUAAAAUAUGAUCAUGAAAAUAUGUGCGAAAAACCGUUAGUUAUACCCCUUAAUCAAUCAUUAAAAAAUAAUAUGAACAUUGAAAACAUUAUAAAAAAAUAUGAACAGUACAUAUACUUGCAAAAUAUGAAAGAAGAAGAAAAGUGUAAAACAACCAAGGAUAGGACAGACACCGUUGGUGAUGUACCCACAAAUCAGUACCUCUUAAACGAAGAACUUCGGAAAUUAAAGCAUAAAAGCAGAUCAAAGAAUGAUGAUGAUUUUUGUCUCACGGAUAAUUAUAACAGGCACAUGAAUAACUUUAGUAACGAGCGAACAGAACACGAAAGUAGCAGUGGGAAUACAGAUAUGGGGAAAAUAAAAAGACAAGAAAUUAGCGACAUUAAUUCAUAUUUACAUAAUUUGAAAAUGCAAAAAACUAAGAAUUAUAUACCAAGAAAGGAGAAUACUAUUUUUUCAAGUUCAUUAUCAGAAAAUACUGUCAAAAAGGAUAUUGAUAAAAUAGACAUGAAUGUUCGCACCCCCCCCUAUUUUAAAGGAUUGUCAGACUUUGCUAAUGAUAAAAGAAAUAUGAAGGAGAAGAAAAGCAUCGAGUCUUCUGCUUUAUCAAAUGAUGAUUCAUCCGAUAUUGAUUUUUCUGUUGCUAUUAAUCAAAAUUUGAAGAAAUCGAAAAAAAAAAAAAACUAG